Molecule: messenger RNA, 3406 nt
Organism: Mugil cephalus (flathead mullet)
Lineage: Eukaryota; Metazoa; Chordata; Actinopteri; Mugiliformes; Mugilidae
Gene: acer1
Product: alkaline ceramidase 1
Exons: 7
Coding region: 113-940 (275 amino acids)
Biological process (GO): ceramide metabolic process
Cellular component (GO): membrane
Molecular function (GO): hydrolase activity, acting on carbon-nitrogen (but not peptide) bonds, in linear amides
Source: RefSeq, a predicted model, not a curated record
CUUGUCUCCUCGCGCCCGCUCAACAGGCUCGGGAGGCUCCGCAAGCCCCGCCCCCCUUUUAAAUCCACCUGUCGUCCCACCUGGACACGAGCGUCACUGACAAGGCUGCGACAUGGGAGGUUUUUACUCUAGUGAGAAGAUGGCUGGAGUUUUCUCCUAUGAGAGCUCAGAAAUCGACUGGUGUGAAGACAACUACAAACACUCUGAGCACGUAGUGGAGUACUUCAACACCAUGAGCAGCUUCUUCUUCUUCAUCAUAUCUCCCAUCAUGCUCUACCUGCUGCACCCUUACGCCAAAGAGAGGAACCUGGCGGUCCACAUGGUCUGGACCAUGAUGAUAUUCGUGGGUCUCUUCUCCGCCUACUUCCACAUGACUCUCAGUUUCGUCGGCCAGAUGUUGGAUGAGCUGUCAAUCUUGUGGGUAUUGGCGGUGGGAUAUUCUAUCUGGUUCCCUCGUAGGCUCUUCCCUUCCUUCAUAAAAGACAGGUCCACAUUUUCAAGGCUCGUCCUGCUGAUUACCAUCAUCUCCACCCUGUCGUCGUUUGUCAAACCUAUCGCUAACGCCUACGCUCUGAACUGCUUUGGCCUCCACCUGCUCUACACCCUGAUUGUUGAGAUGAGAUGCUGCACUGACCAGAAGGCUCUGCGUCUCGCCAAGCUGUCGGUGGCUCUGUGGGCUCUCGCCAUCUCCUGCUGGAUUAGUGACCGCUUUGGCUGCAGUUUUUGGCAGAAGCUAAACUUCUGCUACCUGCACGGAUUCUGGCACAUCCUGAUCGUGAUGGCUGUAGCGUACGCCAGCACCCUGAUAGCUUACCUGGACGCCAACUACGAGAUACCGUACUCGCUGCCUGGCCUUCAGUACUGGCCCUCUGAUAAGUGGGCUGUCGGUUUACCCCACAUCGUCCUGAAAGGCACCACCAAGACUCAAAAACGUUGUUAGCAGCGUUGAGAUCGAGCCAGGAAGGACACUUUUGUUGAUGAGGACCUCAACGCGACCAUAUUGUUACCGCACAGACGGAAUCUGUGAUCCAGAUGUAUGUCAAGUCUCCAGCAGCAACGUUAAAACGUCAGGAAGCAAAUGUCUAUGUUACAGAAACUUACAGACAACAGAUAAAACCCAAGUUUACAAAUACUGAAAAAGGCUCAUUAUAUAUCGCGGAUGAAUUAGGAGAAUGUGCACUGAAGUGUUUACAGUUGUUUUGAAUGGAAAAGUGCGGUAAAAGUCCUGUUAGUGUAGAUGGGUGUGAGAUGCAAUACUGUUUAAAUAGAGGGGGGAAAUAGUUACACCCGGUCGUUCACAUAGAAAAGCAAGUGGAAAAUGUCUGUGGAAGAAGUAGAUCAAACUAUGCCUUCCUUUUCACCUCGGCACAGCUGGCCAGGAAGUGGGUGUAAGUGUCAGCCUGUCAGGUUUGAAAAGGUAACACAAGUCGCUGACAUGAUGAACCCUCGUAAUCUGAUGUUAGAGAGGUGAAAGGCUUUCUGGAGCACAUCAGAAGAUAUAUGCCGGCAGCUUAAGCCAGUGUGCUCCACCUGAGGGGAUCUUCAUGUUAAAAAGUAAAUCUUGGAGGCUGCAAAUGUCACCGGGGAAACACUACCCUCCAAAACUUUGUUAAAGGUGGACUGAAACAGAUGUUUUUACUUUGACGUCAGUGAGAUCAUAACACGGCAGCAAGUUUAGAUUUUUACUUUAACAUGAUUUGUUUGCAGCGAUAUAAUCAUUUAAAGAACACAAUCAGAAAGUAGCUGACUGGCCAAGUUUUCUUUCAAGCACAGAAAGAAUUAAGAAGUUAGUUAUAUAAGUUUUUGCAAAGGUCAGUUACGAGCAGAGAAGCACAGCACAGCGGUAACACUUAGGGCCAACUAACAAUACACACAAUAUACAGGCACUGCACAGAAUAUAUGGUGAUAUAGAACAUUAGAUAUACAGACAGACUGAAGCAAUAGAUAACAAGCGUGUGUGUGAUGGUGCAAAUAUUAUAUGCAUCAUGGAGCUGAGAGUCUUUUUGAGGAUAUCUACGCAAAAAAUGUGUGAGAUCCGAGUCCACAUUAGCGUUAUUAAAACUAUUGUGUCAAUUUGUUUUGCAGCUGCAACAGUGUGCAUUGGGUUUAACUGAGCUUAUUGUCUUAUAAUCCAUCCAGGAUUUACAGCAACUCAGACAACAAAAAAACAAACUUUGCAUUAUUUAUAAGGCCACAGUGGUUGUUUUGUUAGAUUAUAGAGAUUUUAGAUUCAUUUACAAAACGCUUCUCCAACAACUUCUUUUCACAUAAAUCUGUGUCCUGAUUUUCAGUUUUCAAGGCUGUACUGGAAAAAAUACAUAAAAAAAAAAUACUUUUUAAAAAAAAAAUAUUAUUUCAUUUAGGAAAUAAUUCACAAAGCUGACUGAUCUUAAAAUUCUACAGAGGCUGUAACUUUACAUAUCUUUUUUUACAUUUUAAGUUUAAGUUCAUUUCAUUUAUAUCGCACCUUAAAAGAAAACAGCAUUUGCACCAAAGUGCUUCACAUUCAACAUGUCACAUAAACAUGCAGAUCAACAUCACUGUGUCAACAAAUGAAACGCUAUUAACACCCAAGAUUUUUCAGGUUUUAAGAUGUUAAUCAUCCAAGGUUGAGAGUUUAAAGAAGACGAAUGGUUUCAUUAAAUGCCUCCUGAAUGACUGGUGAGAAAUGAGAUUGUGUUUCUGGACCAUGUAAAUGUUUUUUGUGUUAUUCCGAUAGUGUUGUUGUUGUUUUUUUUUUCUUUUUUCCCACAAUAUCCUGAUAUAAUUAUACUGUGAGUGUUCUUAAAUGAAACCAUUGUUAACUGAACUUACUCUAGGAGUGAAGCUUUACAGGUGGGUUUUAGUAUACCUCAACGUGUAGCUACUUUGACUGUCGAUGUAUGUGUUUGUGCAUCAGAUAUUUCUCUACACAUCUGUAUGGCUGACCGGCAGUCACGUGCAAAUGUCCUGUGUGUGGCUGACCCUAAUUCACCAAAAACGACCUGUAACAAGCAUUUUUUAUUGAGUAUGUUGAUGUUUUGAGAAUAUUCACGGACACUGUGCCUCUAUUCACAUGAUCUUUCCUGAAGGACUCAAUACAUUCAACAAUGGACCUGUUGCACACACACAAAAAAAAAGUGCUCAGGUGUUCACUUCACUUCAGAGUUUAACAGUGACCUCUUGUGGACGAUAUUACAAUAUCAAAUAAUCGGCAAUGACUUUAGCCAAAAUAAGGGACAGAAUAAAAUAUAUGAUUCUGUUUUAUUCUGUGUAUUAUGUUUUUUUUUUUUCUCUCUGACAUUUUAAUGUGAAAUAUUGUGUUUCUUCACGAACAUCCUUCAACUGGAGCGAUUUUAUAUGCACAGCUGAUCUGGCUGGAUUUAUAAAUAAAGCUCUGAAAUUUGAGCCUCUCUGCACACUGAAA